This is a messenger RNA of Amaranthus tricolor (Joseph's coat), 633 nucleotides long. RefSeq lists its product as uncharacterized. The coding region runs from base 1 to 633 and encodes 210 amino acids. Lineage: Eukaryota; Viridiplantae; Streptophyta; Magnoliopsida; Caryophyllales; Amaranthaceae. The transcript has 4 exons. The record is from RefSeq and is a predicted model, not a curated record.
AUGUUUAGGAUACCCUUAUUACCUAAGCCUAUUUCAUUAGUGGCUAUACAUUUGUAUGGAAAUUCGGCUUUGUUAAGGGCUUAUAGCAAAGUUAAUAACGAUACACCAUCAUUUUCUCGAUUCCUGAAGGAUCUCACCACCAACCGUAAUAAAACAAAAGGAAUCAUGAACUUUUUCGAGGAAUAUAAUGUUGUGCUCUUAAUGAAAUUCCCCCCUAAGCUUGAUUAUCCAAAUAGCUUCUCUAUCUCUAUCUCUAUUGGUAGUUUAGUUUUAAUAAUGCUUUGUAGUAUUAGGCAUCGCAAGGGUAUUCUGAAGGAUGUUCCAGUAUUUGUAGGAAACCUACUAUUCCCAUAUGAUUUUGUUGUCAUGGACAUGCCUGAAGAUACCCACGUUCCUAUCAUUUUGGGUAGACCUUGGCUUGCUACUACUGAAGCGGUUAUUGAUGUGAAGAUAGGUAAGCUAACAUUGGAGGUGGGUGAGGAGAAGAUGGUUUUUGAGCUCCAAAAACCCAUGAGAAGUGCUUCAACUAAAAAGUAUCAAUUGGUUAAUGAACUCAAGGAAUGCUUAUAUGCUAUGUUUGAUGCUUGUUUGAGGGUGAUGGAGGAGGUGCACGGGUUUUUUGUUGCUUGGUAG